AGUCCUCUUCGCCCUGCCCGCCCGCCCGCCCAGGGCAGCCAAGGCUCUCGGCCAGCCCCAGGCCAGGUGGGUGGCUCUCCGGCUCUCCUCGCUCGCUCGCCCGCCCGCCCUGCCGAGGAGGGAGGGGGGAGGAAGCCAGAAGCAGUCGGGCCCGCAGAGAGGCAGGAGAAGGCACCGCGCACACCCGCCCGGGAACCCCAGCUGGAGGUGUGAGCUAAACCCAACUACACAAGACAGGAGAAGAUUGAAGCUUCUUUCCAGCCUUUGAUGGAUGGCGCCAAAUGGGAAAAGGCUAACAGGGACUGCAUCUCCAACUAUUAGGACAUUUCUGGAUCUUCAAGAGAGCAGUCCUUGCUGGACUUGAUUGGAAACUGUCUGGUCCCUCUUCCCUGUUUUGGGUUCCUCUUUUCCCAAAGUGUUUGGAUCACAACUUUGGAGAUAAAUUAGUUGUAUUUUGGAGCCCAGUCCGCACCUUCAGAGAUGUACCAAGGUUUAGCCAUGGCAGCCAACCAUGGCCCGCCGGCGUACGAGGGGACCAGCAGUUUUAUGCAUGGCACAGCAGCUGCAUCGCCGGUCUACAUCCCUACCACCAGGGUCACCACCAUGAUCCCCAGCCUGCCAUACCUCCAGGGAAGUGGAUCAUCCCAACAAGGCAGUCCUGUCUCCAGUCACUCCAUCUGGACUCCCCCCGGGGCCGAGACUGUUGCAUACAACCCGGGAUCCUCUCACCCCUCGGUGUCCCCCAGGUUUUCCUUCGCCACCGGCAGCCCAAUCCCGCCCACCACCUCCAGGGAGGCGGCAGCCUAUAGUACUUCACUCAGUAUCUCAGCCAACAGCAGGGAACAGUAUGCCAGGAGUUUCAGUGGGUCCUAUUCCAGCCCCUAUCCUGCAACUUACGUGAGCCCAGAGCUGGGCACAAGCUGGACUUCCUCCCCCUUUGACAAUGCCGUACUGCACAACUUCCAGAACCGGGGCACACCUGGAGCUCCAAGACCCCCCAACAUAGAGUUUUUUGAUGAUUAUUCUGAAGGUCGUGAAUGCGUCAACUGUGGGGCCAUGUCAACCCCGCUGUGGAGGAGAGAUGGCACCGGUCACUAUCUGUGCAAUGCCUGUGGGCUCUACCACAAGAUGAAUGGCAUUAACCGACCACUAAUCAAGCCCCAGAGGAGACUGUCAGCUUCCCGUAGGGUUGGGCUUGCAUGUGCCAACUGCCAUACACAUACGACCACACUGUGGCGCCGGAAUGCUGAAGGCGAGCCAGUCUGCAAUGCCUGCGGCUUGUACAUGAAGCUCCAUGGGGUCCCAAGGCCCUUAGCGAUGAGAAAAGAGGGGAUCCAAACCAGGAAGCGCAAGCCAAAGAAUGUAAACAAAUCCAAGACAUCAGCAGGACCAUCCAACAAUGAAACAAAUGGCCAUACCUCAGCCAUUAGUUCUGUCCCCUGCACUAGCACCACAACCACCCCGGCUGCACAAGAAAUGCGCCCCAUCAAGACAGAACCAGGGAUUUCAUCUCAUUAUGGGCACCUGAGCCCACUUUCCCAGCCAUUCUCAGGCUCCUCGAUGCCUGGGCACGGAACUACUCUGCAUCAUGCCAUCUCGGCCCUAAAACUUUCUCCCCAGGGUUACCAGCCAGGUAUCAGCCAGUCUCCUCAGCCUAGCUCCAAACAAGACUCCUGGAAUACCCUGGUUUUAGGUGAAAGCCAUGGAGACAUCCUAACUGCAUAACCAUCUUCCACUUGCUAUGGACUUGGGGCUCAUUGGCUCAGGAUACAAUGACCAACAUUCAAUAAUCAAGCUACAGUGGGGAGAGGGCUUUCUUACCUCACCCACCCCCUUCAAGGGAUGUAGAUUCUGAUCCUAGUAGAACCAUUCCAAAUUAUGCUUUGAAAAAGUGCAGGAGUUUCCUUUGAAUCAUACUCCAUGAAGAUUCAGCCAAAACUGAUCUAAACUUUUGACCCUUUUAUGCCCUCAAAUCACUGUGCUGCAUAUGAAAUUGACAGGAACUCCAGAUUAUUUUUAAGAAAUCUUUAUCUGAUGUCUUGGCCAACAAUGUCCUGGCAUCACUGUUGUCAGUUCAUUUUCUGAUCAUGUCAAACCAGAUGGGAGACCAUCACAUUGCUAUGUUAGGAAGUGCUUUAGAUUCUGUGUUCUUUUAGAAACAAGUCUGGGAAAGACUUGAGGCCAUUUUUGAAAGGUUGGGUUCUGGCUAAUAAUAUAGCAGUGGUCAUGGCUGGUGGACUCCACUGAUGCACAAGUAUCUAAUGAAGGCAGCAACCCAGUAACUUCCCGCAGCACCCCACUGUCAAUGUUAUUGCUUUUCUGUUGCAUGGAUUGUUAUUUUUGUUCCUGUUGCUAUUGUUAAACCUCAUUUUCUUCCUUUCAAAGCAGCAAUUUCCCCUUCAUUACCUGGCACAGUAACCCCCCAAAGUCAUAGUUUCAUCCUUAUUCUUUUAUAAGCAAUCUUUGGGGAAAGGGAACAGAAAGAGAAGGGCUCCAAGAAGAAAGAGAAAUUUGAAUCAGCAGCAGCAUCUUCAAGCAUAGCUGGGUUUCUUUGCAGAAUCAGGCAACCAAAGGGAUUCUGAAUUUGACCUGAAGUUCAGUGCUUCCUCCAGUGUGUGCCAGAUUGCCAGAGCUAAAUACAAGUUGAACCAGCCCUCAAAAAUCCAGUCAAGUGGUUUGCUAAACUUUGUUUACCAGCUCUGGCAAAUGGUCCUUACUGAUCUCCACAUCAUGCCAGUCUUUACCAGCUGGUUUCUUCACUGUUAAAUGCACAAGAGCAGGACAGCUUUGUUCUGCUCUGUAAGCAACAAAGCCCACUGCCUGUCUUUCCUGGCACACCCCUGGAAGGCAGCCUUUGCAAACAUGGACCACUUCUAGUCUGGCAAGUUGCAGGUUGAGUAGGUUACAAUACAACAGUGUCAAAAUUCAGCCCUUCUGCCUAGUCCAGAGUCUUUUAUAAAGUCCUUGAGGCUUUUGUUUUUAAUGAAUAAAGUUUUAUCUAACUGAAAUCAAAGAAAAAAAAUAAGUGGAAUUGUAACUUUUAAUUCUCAAAGCAUUUUGUGCAUUUUAACAUGUUACCUUUUCCUUUGUCUCAAAGAGUAGCAGCUUUUUACCACCUUUGGCACAGUUUGGAACUUCAGCUGAAAGUUAGACACUGAGAAUUCUCAGUGCAGCCUUUUGAUAGCAAAUUGAAAUUCCUCUCUUCCAAUCAAACAGCUAGCAGGCAACAGUAUGUGGCAGGUUGACAGUUUUUUGCUAGGGGAGAGCAGGAGCCACAAGUUAGACUGCGCUGAUCAAGUUGGCCCAAGAGAGGGUCUUCUUUUGCCUGUUAACGAACACAAAUAUUAAAGCUACACACAGUCUGAGAAAGCCCUGUGCAAACAGUGCUUUUCAUUUUCCCAUCAAAUUCUCAGGGUAAAGAUGCCUCUUUCUCUGUGUUUCAUUCUCUAAAAUUUGCCAGUGUAUAUGUGGAGAAGGAUCUUCUUGUAUGCACAGUGCAUCCCAUUCUGUGUCCAUAGCAUGCUAUCUGAAAUGAGAGAUUCAUGUUCAAACAUGUACAUGCUGUGGGAGGCAACACUGGGAUUACCAGCUAUUUUUACUGCCCCUCUUGCUGGGCCAUUGGCAGAAGCUUUUGACCUCAAAAAGGCAAAGCUCUCAUGACUUUUAAUCUUUGUUUUUUAAUGUCAGGGAAAAAAAACUUGAUAGGUUAAAUGUCUGCAUUCUGUCGUUAAAGACUUGUUAAUGAUAUGGGACAGCCAAUAAAAUCAAGAAAAAAGUGGCAGCAGGGUGUAGGUGUGUUCCAGAAUGUUCCUUUCCAGCCUACUUCUCCUGAGAGAUGAAGGCUUGUGACAGAACGCUCCUUGAGAGCCACAUUCACCAAGAACCACAGGACUACUACAUCCCCACCAGAAACACACCAGAGCUCCAAUCACACACAUUAAAGAAUACAUUCAAUGCACUUUUAAACUGGAUUUUACUGUGUGAAUUGGCAGCAUCCAGUUGGAAAGUGCAUUGAAAGUGCAUUAUUUAUUGAGUGUGAUCACAGCCAUAAAAAAGAUGCAACCAUUAAUAUUAAAUUUGUAAAUAUAAUUAUAACCUUUUAAAUUACCGGACCUACUUCUGAGCACCCAGGACUGUGUCUCCCCACCGCAACUGAACCUGUGUACCCUUAAGCUUGGCUUUCUGCCUUCUUGCUUUCUCCUCAGCAUGAAUCACAGUUGCCUAACUCAAAUAGUGAGACUGCUGAGGUGCCUGGAGGAGAGUAAGCUGGCCAUGGAGAAACAGGAAUAAAACCACCACGUGCCUCUGCAGUGGCCCAGCUCACUCUUUUCCUGGGUGACUGCCAUGUUGGUGGUGAUUGGAUUUUCUUCUGUGUGCUCAGAGGCUGCAGAGAAGGGUGGGGAUUUGUUGGAGGGGACAGGCCUUUUACUGCCCUUCCUGGCACAGGGCCUGCACUUUGUGGAGGUUUACAAUUGGCCCUUCUUCUUGUUGCUUCAGCGGUGGCUGUUUCAAUCUGGAAAUUACCUGACAAUCAUAAGCCUCACUGGGUAAUAGCCUUGUCCACAAACCCGAAGUGUGGGGCGGGUAUCUUGUUGGAGAAUGUAGCUCAGAACAGUCACAGUUAGCAUAAUGGAGAGAUUCAUGUGGUUCCAAAGCCAUUUCAUGUGUAUCACUGGAUUAGGCACAUUUAUGAAAGACAGAUCAAUCAAUGACUAUUAGCCAUGACAAAAGGAACUUCUAUGUUCAGUAGCAGUGUGUAUUUCAGCUGCUAGCAUAGCUUUGGCCUUUAUUCCUAACUUUGGAUUCCUGAACUUUUGGUCCAGUCUGAUUUUGUUUAUGUUAAAUCUGCGGUUGGAGCCCUGGGCAGAGUGGCCAGAACCCCAUUAGAUUAAGAGACUCACCACUGGUACCACUAUAUUUAGGCCAGUAAAAGUUUGAUGACUUUCAGUGACAUGCUUACUGCCCCUUCUCAAACAUUUUUUUUAAUUCUGAUAAGUUCACUUGUAGACGUCUGUAACUCCCCAGCACAUGGCUGUUUAAAUAGAUGCUUAUUUGUAUUUUUUUUUGGGGGGGGGAGGGGGUAAAGAAGAACCUGACCAAGUUUCUUUUCUAUUUAAAGUUGUAAUUUAUAUUAUGAAACAAUAUGCCUACCAAUCUGCAUAUCGACUUCACCAAGUAGAAUGUAAAAUAAUAGACAUUUGUUUUCAAAUAAAGAAACUGAUUUUUUUUCUUUAA
This is a messenger RNA of Heteronotia binoei (common prickly gecko), 5235 nucleotides long. RefSeq names its product GATA binding protein 4 (gene GATA4). Gene Ontology annotation, molecular function: zinc ion binding; RNA polymerase II cis-regulatory region sequence-specific DNA binding; DNA-binding transcription factor activity, RNA polymerase II-specific. Gene Ontology annotation, biological process: negative regulation of transcription by RNA polymerase II; positive regulation of transcription by RNA polymerase II; cell fate commitment. The record is from RefSeq and is a predicted model, not a curated record. Bases 481 to 1725 code for a protein of 414 amino acids. Gene Ontology annotation, cellular component: nucleus. Lineage: Eukaryota; Metazoa; Chordata; Lepidosauria; Squamata; Gekkonidae. The transcript is spliced from 7 exons.